Molecule: messenger RNA, 1860 nt
Organism: Pteropus alecto (black flying fox)
Lineage: Eukaryota; Metazoa; Chordata; Mammalia; Chiroptera; Pteropodidae
Gene: GABRB2
Product: gamma-aminobutyric acid type A receptor beta2 subunit
Exons: 10
Coding region: 219-1643 (474 amino acids)
Biological process (GO): chemical synaptic transmission; signal transduction; monoatomic ion transmembrane transport
Cellular component (GO): GABA-A receptor complex; membrane; synapse
Molecular function (GO): extracellular ligand-gated monoatomic ion channel activity; neurotransmitter receptor activity; GABA-A receptor activity
Source: RefSeq, a predicted model, not a curated record
CGCCCCGGGAAAAGGAGAGAGGAAGGGGUGGCGCGGCGACCGCGGGAGAGCGCAGUGCCCCGGGCGAAAAUCUGCUUGGUCCCAGGCAGCCACUGCUGCCCCUUUGAUGUUUUGGUACGCCGUGCGCAUGCGCCUCACAUUAGAAUUACUGCACUGGGCAGACUAAGUUGGAUCUCUUCUCUUCAGUGAAACCCUCAAUCCCAUCAAAAACUAAAGGGAUGUGGAGAGUCCGGAAAAAGGGCUACUUUGGGAUUUGGUCAUUCCCUUUAAUAAUCGCCGCUGUCUGUGCGCAGAGUGUCAAUGACCCUAGUAAUAUGUCACUGGUUAAAGAGACGGUGGAUAGACUCCUGAAAGGCUAUGACAUUCGUCUGAGACCAGAUUUUGGAGGUCCCCCCGUGGCCGUGGGAAUGAAUAUUGACAUUGCUAGCAUCGAUAUGGUUUCUGAAGUCAAUAUGGAUUAUACCUUAACAAUGUAUUUUCAACAAGCCUGGCGAGAUAAGAGGUUGUCCUACAAUGUAAUACCUUUAAACUUAACUCUGGACAAUAGAGUAGCAGACCAGCUCUGGGUGCCCGAUACCUACUUCCUAAAUGAUAAGAAGUCAUUUGUGCAUGGAGUGACCGUCAAGAACCGCAUGAUCCGCCUGCAUCCGGAUGGGACUGUCCUUUAUGGCCUCAGAAUCACAACCACAGCUGCCUGUAUGAUGGACCUACGGCGGUACCCACUGGAUGAACAGAACUGCACCUUGGAAAUUGAAAGCUAUGGAUAUACAACUGAUGACAUUGAGUUUUACUGGCGUGGCGAUGAUAACGCAGUAACAGGAGUGACAAAGAUUGAACUUCCACAGUUCUCUAUCGUAGAUUACAAACUUAUCACCAAGAAGGUUGUUUUUUCCACAGGUUCCUAUCCCAGGUUGUCUCUAAGCUUUAAGCUGAAGAGAAACAUCGGUUACUUUAUCCUGCAAACGUACAUGCCUUCCAUCCUGAUCACUAUCCUCUCCUGGGUCUCCUUCUGGAUCAAUUAUGAUGCUUCAGCUGCAAGAGUGGCAUUAGGAAUUACAACUGUCCUAACAAUGACCACCAUCAACACCCAUCUCCGGGAGACGCUCCCUAAAAUCCCCUAUGUGAAGGCCAUUGACAUGUACCUGAUGGGGUGCUUUGUCUUUGUUUUCAUGGCCCUUCUGGAAUAUGCGUUGGUCAACUACAUCUUCUUUGGGAGAGGACCCCAGCGCCAAAAGAAAGCAGCUGAGAAGGCUGCCAGUGCCAACAGCGAGAAGAUGCGCCUCGAUGUCAACAAGAUGGACCCCCAUGAGAACAUUUUGCUGAGCACUCUUGAGAUAAAAAAUGAAAUGGCCACAUCUGAGGCUGUGAUGGGACUUGGAGACCCCAGGAGCACAAUGCUGGCUUACGAUGCCUCCAACAUCCAGUAUCGGAAAGCCGGCUUGCCCAGGCAUAGUUUUGGCCGAAAUGCUCUGGAACGACAUGUGGCACAAAAGAAAAGCCGCCUGCGGAGACGUGCCUCCCAACUGAAAAUCACCAUCCCCGACUUGACUGAUGUGAAUGCCAUAGAUCGGUGGUCCCGCAUAUUCUUCCCAGUGGUUUUUUCCUUCUUCAACAUCGUCUAUUGGCUUUACUAUGUGAACUAAAACAUAGCCUCUCAUGAGAAGCAAGGACUAGAUUCCUCCUCAAACCGGUUGUACAGCCUGACGUAGGACUUGGAAAACACAUUAAUCCAGGACAAAAGUGAUGCUAAAAUACCUUAGUUGCUGGCCUAUCCUGUGGUCCAUUUCAUACCAUUUGGGUUGCUUCUGCUAAGUAAUGAAUACACUAAGGUCCUUGUGGUUUUCCAGUUAAAAUGUAAGU